Molecule: messenger RNA, 378 nt
Organism: Penicillium brevicompactum
Lineage: Eukaryota; Fungi; Ascomycota; Eurotiomycetes; Eurotiales; Aspergillaceae
Product: CVNH domain-containing protein
Exons: 2
Coding region: 1-378 (125 amino acids)
Source: RefSeq, a predicted model, not a curated record
AUGAUAAAUAGUCUACAUUCUCUACUUUGCAUUCUUCUCUCACAAAUCGACAUCAUGAGCUUCCAUACAUCUGCCUCCAACAUCGAGCUUGAGGAUGACCAUAUCCUCAAGGCUACUCUCCGCAACGAAGAUGGUGAUGAGGAGGAGUCCACCUUGGAUCUGAACGAGAUCAUUGGCAACGACAAUGGUCAAUUUGCGUGGGGAGGAGGUGGCUUCAAAGACAGCGCAGAUGAGAUCAGCUUUGACCUCGAAGGAGACGAAGAUGUGCCCAUUUUGCGAGCAAAGUUGAAGGACGUUGACGGAGACGAACAUGAAGCGGACAUCAACCUGGCAGAGUGCAUUGGGAACGACAACGGACACCUUGUCUUCCACGAAUAG